Cercocebus atys (sooty mangabey) is the source of this 878-nucleotide messenger RNA. RefSeq names its product transmembrane protein 244 (gene TMEM244). The transcript has 4 exons. The record is from RefSeq and is a predicted model, not a curated record. Lineage: Eukaryota; Metazoa; Chordata; Mammalia; Primates; Cercopithecidae. Bases 213 to 536 code for a protein of 107 amino acids.
UAAGGAUGUUCAUUUUGGCACUCAGCAGCUUACGCAUGGCUCGCAGAUGGCAUCUGUCUCGCUUUGCGUAAUCCAAUCAUCCUGCACUACUGCGUCUCACACUUAGUCUCCAGGAGUAAUUGAAAAGCUCACGGUGACAACUGUGUCUUCUUCCAGAUGUCAUCGCUAUAAGGAGUGGGGCUUUCAUCACCUCCUUGACGUAGGAUGUGUACAUGGCUCUCCAGGUCAGAGUUGCUCCAAGCAAGGUUGUUUUGCAGAAGCUUCUUCUGUGUGUCAUCCUGUUCUACACCGUGUACUACGUGUCCCUGAGCACGGGGUGCGUGUUGUUUGAGGUGCAUGAGUUGGAUGUCCUGGCACCAUUUGAUUUCAAAACAAAUCCCUCAUGGCUCAACAUAAACUAUAAAGGCACUUCCCUAGCUUUUACCAACACUAUCCACAAACGAUUAAAAAAUAUAGUCCCAGUAAAGAGUCAAGUAUGGUCCAUGUGUGUGUUUUGGGUAGAGGGAGAGAUUGAACACUCAACUGUCAUUAUUUAAUUCUAGUCUUUGGGUCAGUCAUUAAAGAAAGGGCAAUAUCACAGGCUUAUUGGAGAAGGCUGUGUUUUUUCAUAGUGGAGACCAGUGAUGAUCUUUUACAUAGCAGGGAUUAGUGAAGAACCCCUAAAUGCCUGGCAGAGUUUACAGUCGUCCUUUCCUCUCAUGAAACACAAACAUUUGUACAAAGAUAUCAAUAAACCCUCAGCCUAUUAAAUCUUUAAUUUUGGGCUUGGGGAGAUAAAUGUCAUAACUCUUCAAAGUUGUUGCUCUGAGAAUCUAUACUUGUCUAAUCUCAGAGAUAUUAAUAAAAUAUAAGAGUAAUCUUAGAGACUUUGGCAUGUA